AUGUUUCAGGAACUCAAUCCCAACUAUGCUAGACCAAGCGUCUUUAAGAGCUCUGGGAGUAUCGAUAUAUGGGAAUUAAUGCUCGACGACGAUCCUAGCACACAGCUAGAUGAAUCUGCUCUCAAGAGGAGUGUAGACCUUGACAGGCUAGAUGCCGAAGACCUUCUGAUAUGCAGUCCUACUGUGCUGGGUUUUAGUCUAAAAGACCAUUUAUGGCGUAAGUAUUGUGCUUCUAUCUUUUCAUAUGCCUGUUACUAACCUCUUCAUAGUGGAGUUUGCGGUCGCUGAUAUCUCAGACAUCAGUUGGAAUGAGAAGUUGCGAGUUGUGACAUUGUGA
Molecule: messenger RNA, 337 nt
Organism: Hymenoscyphus albidus
Lineage: Eukaryota; Fungi; Ascomycota; Leotiomycetes; Helotiales; Helotiaceae
Source: the annotation of a GenBank genome assembly